AUGAUUGCCACUAUCCCUUGCGAAAGAGCCCUCUGUGAUGCGGCAUCCCGCGCAUCUGUUCAAUGGCUUAUUGACGUAGCGCAACUUGUAGAGCCCGAGAUCACAGAGUAUAUUGAUAUGGACGGAAACGCACUCGCUGCAGUUUGCUAUCCUGAUGCAGAUGCAUUCCAUCUCCAAGUGUGCUCUGAUGUCGUCAACUGGAUGUUCAUUAUAGAUGACUGGAUGGAGUAUGGUGUCGUCGAUGUACGGGAGGCGCACGAAUCCUGUAUUUCUGCAUUGCGCGAUCCCAACAAUUUUGACGCGGAACAGCUUGGUGGAAAGAUGUGCAAAUCGUUUUUCAGCCGCUUCAAGGAGACUGCCGGUCCCGGCAGCACAGAGCGGUUUAUCUACACAAGCGAACUAUUCUUCGCUGCUGUAGCUAGGCAAAUGGACAACCGUGCCAAAGGACAUAUGUAUAAUCUGGAAUCUUACAUCGCCUUUAGGCGAGAUCAAAGUGGGACGAAGAUAUCCUUCACCCUUUCCGAAUUUGCAGCUCGAAUUGAUCUUCCCGACGACGUUGUGUCGCAUCCAGUUAUCAAGGCCUUGGAGGAUGCAACCAGUGAUUAUGUCUCCUGGUCUAAUGAUAUUUUUUCAUACAACAAGGAGCAAUCUCGCGGUACCGCACCCUGGGAAAACAUAGUUGCCGUGCUCAUGCACGAACGAGGUCUAGACCUGCAAGGCGCCAUGGACUACGCUAGCCAGAUGUGCAAAGAUGCCAUCCAGCGCUUUGACUCCAACCGUGCUAUCCUCCCCUCGUGGGAAGAAGAGGUCGACAGGCAGGUGGCUAUCUACGUCGAAGGACUGCAGAACUGGAUUGUCGGCUCACUUCACUGGUACCAUGAUUCCCCCCGCUAUGCUGUCAUGCCGGACCGAAUUGUGAAGCUACUUCCUAAAAGGCACUUGUAGAGCCUAAUAACACAUAGUGCGUGACUUUUGGAGCAGAACGUUAGUACAUGAUUCACGUCUCACACAGACCUGAAAGUUUUGCUUUGGUUGCAUAAUACGUGGCAUCCUGCUUUCCAUGCUUUGUCCUCCGUGGUUUCAAUUUCUCGUUCAGCUUCUUGCGUGUAACACUUCCCGUCCGUCUU
This is a messenger RNA of Suillus subalutaceus, 1127 nucleotides long. RefSeq names its product isoprenoid synthase domain-containing protein. The coding region runs from base 1 to 945 and encodes 314 amino acids. The record is from RefSeq and is a predicted model, not a curated record. NCBI's taxonomy places the organism in Eukaryota, Fungi, Basidiomycota, Agaricomycetes, Boletales, Suillaceae. The transcript is spliced from 4 exons.